Aegilops tauschii subsp. strangulata is the source of this 1200-nucleotide messenger RNA. Its product is annotated as F-box protein At2g17036-like. NCBI's taxonomy places the organism in Eukaryota, Viridiplantae, Streptophyta, Magnoliopsida, Poales, Poaceae. The record is from RefSeq and is a predicted model, not a curated record.
AUGCAGUGCGGCGAAACCAAUCAGCAAUGCCCGCCGCCGCCGCCAGGCGCCAGCCUCCCGCCGGACAUGCUGGCCAACAUUCACGGCCGGCUGAGCCUCCUCGACCGCCUGUCCUUCGCCGCCGUCUUCCACACCUCGCGCGCCGCGUUCAGGCCGGAGGCGCCGUGGCUCGUCCUGCCCGGCGACACCCGAGAGACCGCCACACUCUUCUCCCUCUCUGACCGCGGUGCCGCCACCGCGCGCGCGCAGUGGGCCGACCACGUCGUCCUGGGAUCCACCUCCCGCUGCUGGCUCGUCACCGCCGACGACGAGGCCCGGCUACGCCUCGUCAACCCGGUCACCGGGGAGCGGUGCGCGCUCCCGGCCAUCACCACCAUCCCCGGCCUCAUCGAGAAGUGGGGUGGCUUCACGAUGGUCGAUCAAAAAGAGUUCCUCAGGGGUCCCCCAUACCCCGGCGGGGGCGACCGCCGGCCAGUUGGGACGUAUACGAUUCGUGCCGACCUGAUGCGUCACUUUUUCUAUCGAAAGGUCGUUGUCUCUGAUUGCGCCGCCAUGCUGAUCACCACACCGCAACUCGGCGUCCCGGCCUUCGCCACGGCGGAGGGCGGCGAGUGGAGGCUGGCGCCCUCGCGCGACGGCGUCGAGGACGCCAUACACUACAACGGCAAGUUCUACUCCAUCACCUACAAGAGCGGCGUGGAGGUGUGGGAGCAAAGCCCCGAUGCCACCGGCAUGUUCACCAGCGCGGUGGUCGCGCCAAGGCUGCCCAAUGCGGAUGGUGAUCCGUGGUCAUGCCGCAAGUACCUCGUCGCGGCGCCGGGCGGGAGGCUGAUGGUGGUGCUCGAGGACUCCAAGGAGAUCAGGGACGAAUACUACGGUCGUCUUAUUAGGACAUGCUCCUUCAAGGUGCAGAUCCUUGAUGCCGACGGCGAGCAGUGGAAGGAAACGGAUGACAUCGGCGAUGCUGCUCUGUUCGUCGGGGUGAACAGUUCGAUGUGCGUGUCGACGAGGGAGCACCCAGAGAUCAGGGCCGGCUGCGUCUACUACACCAAGAACGAUGUGGGGCCGUGCAAUGACGCGUAUGAUCAGAGUGGCGUCGGGGUGUUCAACCUCAAGGAUGGCAGGGCGGAGAAGGUCCAGGGCCUCGGGCAGCACCGGAACUGGCCACCGCCGGCAUGGUUCAUUCCUUCCAUCCAAUGA